Molecule: messenger RNA, 567 nt
Organism: Adineta ricciae
Lineage: Eukaryota; Metazoa; Rotifera; Eurotatoria; Adinetida; Adinetidae
Source: the annotation of a GenBank genome assembly
AUGAUUAAAGCAAUCCUUAUUUUCAAUAACUCUGCUAAACCAAGACUAGUGAAGUUCUUCGAACAUUACCCCGAAGAAGUUCAACAGCGCAUUCUUCGUGAUACGUAUCAAUUAGUAUCGAAACGUGAUGAUAAUGUUUGUAAUUUCCUCGAAGGUGGAUCAAUUCUUGGCGACAACGAUUGCCGACUGAUCUAUCGUCAUUAUGCAACGUUGUAUUUCAUCUUCUGUGUUGACAGCUCAGAAAGUGAAUUAGGUAUUUUGGAUUUGAUCCAAGUUUUCGUCGAAACAUUAGACAAAUGCUUUGAGAAUGUUUGUGAACUUGACUUAAUCUUUCACGCCGACAAAGUUCAUUAUAUUCUCCAGGAGAUUUGCUUCGGUGGAAUGGUUUUAGAAACGAAUUUGAACGAAGUUGUUGCACGAGUAGACGAACAAUCGAAGAUGGAAAAGCAAGAAGCGGGAAUAUCAGCAGCACCAGCCAAAGCCAUGACGGCAUUGAAAGAAAUGAAUUUACCGCAAAAGAUCAAAGAUAUUAAACUGCCUGAUCUCAAUCUCAAUUUACGAUUUUAA